CACGAAGUGAAACCGCUGCUGCUCGGCCUGCACGAAGAGGGUGCAGAGAAGCACUUUCAAGGUGAGCCCCACCCGACACCGACCGUAUCUGACUCAUUGCCCUCUCAGUCACUGUGCUCGUCUUUGCCUUCAGUGGCCUCUGCCAUUCGCAGUCUCAUUCAUCCUGUCGGUGGGGGAUCGUCCGCUCGAUAGAUCUCGCAGCGUUUCUUCUCUUUUGACGGUGAUCUGCUCCUCAGGGGAACCAUCCUCUGCUCUGCGUCCGUGAUUUCUGAGCGAAGGGCCCGUCAAGGUAGGCCUCAACGUCUGCGAAUGCUGCCCACCUCCUAUCCAUCAGUUGCUGCACGAUUCCCUGUGUUGUCACACUGUCUGCCUCUCAGGUACUGAGUGCACGCCAUGGCUGCUCGGCCGCCACCAUCAGAUGCAUCGCUUCAUUCGGUGACAACUGAGAUGCUCCAGAAUGUCAUCGACGGUGAGGAGGCCGGAGAGACAGACCCAUACACACGGUGAAUCCCCGUACGUGCCCAUCUGUGUCUAUGCAGAUCUGCGUCGUUCGAUGGACAGCGAGAGAAAGACAUUCAACAAACGAAUUGAGGAGCUUGAAGCGCAAAGAGACGAGUACAAGAGCGAGAGGGACGCUUACAAGAAGGAGCGAGACGCUGCGAUGGACAAGCUCAGAGAACUUGAGGCCAAGAUGGCAGCCGAGCAGGAGGCCCACAGCAACGUGGCUCGGACAGUUGUGCAUGACGGAGGCCUUUAUCACGGCUCCAUCCGCAAAGUUGGCGGCACCGAGGUGCCCCACGGGACGGGGCUGCUGCGGUCGCUGGACGGCGAGAGAAAGCGAUAUGAGGGCGAGUGGAAGGACGGCAAGUACCACGGCAGGGGCACUGAGUUCAAUCAAGACAGAGUCGUGUAUGAGGGCGAUUGGCAAGACGGCAAACGACAAGGUCACGGCAUCGAGCACGCGUCAGACGGCCAGCUAAUCUAUGAAGGCGAGUGGACCAACGGAGAGAGGACCAACAAAGGAGAAGGAAAGGUGGGCUUCAUGCAGGUCACUGACGACAAGGGAGAGCUUUUGGGCUAUUAUCACGGCGAGACCCUCAAUGGCCAGCCAAAUGGGAAGGGGGAACUGCGAGACGGCACCAAUCGAGUCACCUACAAGGGCGAGUGGAAGAGCGGCAAGCGACACGGCCAGGGCAAGGAAUGCGCGCCAUGCCAAGUGCUCAACCAGGAACGCAGCCAAUACGAGACCAAGAUGUGUGUCGUGUACGAGGGCGGUUUCGUGGAUGGCAAGUGGCACGGCCAGGGGAAGGCAUACUACGACCACCUUGGUUUUGGUACUGCGUUGUGGUUUGAUGGCGAAUGGCGAGAGGGCCUGAUCAACAGCGGCACCCUCUUCCCUGACGGCACCUGGGGUGGAGGGAAGAUGAGCGGCGGCACCCCCCUUCGGCCCAUCACGCCCAUUCGAUGGCAGGCCGGACAGGGGAUACCCGGGCGGGCGGGGAAGCAGAUAGGAGACCUGCCGAGGUGGCUGCGAGAUCGCGGUGUGUCGGGAUAUUUCCCUGCUGGAGCACUCGGGUAGUGAGUGUGUCUUUCGCGUGUCUGGCUCAUUGUGUCUAUGUCCUGUGCGUCAUUAGUUUCUGG
Vitrella brassicaformis is the source of this 1641-nucleotide messenger RNA. The record is from the annotation of a GenBank genome assembly. NCBI's taxonomy places the organism in Eukaryota, Vitrellaceae.